Leguminivora glycinivorella is the source of this 1476-nucleotide messenger RNA. RefSeq lists its product as uncharacterized. The transcript is spliced from 2 exons. The record is from RefSeq and is a predicted model, not a curated record. Bases 1 to 1476 code for a protein of 491 amino acids. Lineage: Eukaryota; Metazoa; Arthropoda; Insecta; Lepidoptera; Tortricidae.
AUGGACGAUUAUGUGGCAUCAUAUGAGACAGAACGGGAACUCAUAUCAACAGCGACACAGGUGAGACUAGCACACGCGGAGGCUAGCUUUCGGCUGCGCAGCUACGCUAGCAACAGCGAGUUGUUAAUGCGAAACAUCGAUCCGGAGGAGCGAGCGACGGGACCUUCUCAUCUCGGAGAAAAGCAACAGACCGUCCUCGGAAUGACGUGGGACCCAGAGACGGAUACGCUGGGGUACAACACGAAAAUGCUACGAGUGCCAGACGACGUGAAAAGGUACGAGCGAUCGCCCACUAAAAGGGAACUUUUGAGUGCCGUAAUGUCAGUUUACGACCCAUUAGGCCUCAUAGCGCAGUAUAUGAUAAGCGCUAAGAUCAUAUUCCAACGUGUGUGGACAAAGGGCACGGACUGGGACGAGCGGCUGCCGGCGGAGGAAGCGGAGGACUUUUUCCGGUGGCUGAGGGCACUGAGCGACGUGUCCGCGCUGCGAAUACCCCGACGAUACGCCACGCCCACCGGUGCAGCUAGAAGAGAAUUGCAUAUUUUCAGUGAUGCAUCGACCGAGGCCUACAGCGCGGCGGCCUAUUGGCGAGUAUCGAACGACGAGGAGGAAACGCAAGUGAGCUUAGCUAUAGCGAAAAGCCGAUUUUGCCCGCUAAAGGUAAUGACAGUUCCCAGGCUCGAAUUAACCGCAGCAGUCGUCGGCGUGCGGCUGGCGGAGACAAUUUUACGCGAGCAGCGUUAUCCUGUGACAAAGGUGACGUAUUGGACAGAUUCCAUGGUUGUUCUCGGAUGGGUUCGCGAUGACGCGCGAAACUAUCGUCCGUACGUGUCACACCGACUUGCGGAGAUCGCCGAGAAAACAGAUAGAGACGCGUGGAGGUAUGUACCAACCGCUCAGAACCCCGCAGAUCGAGCGACGAGGUGUCAACCAGCGCAGAGCGUGCGCAUCGAGGACGAGUGGUACGAAGGACCGCGCUUUCUCUAUGGACCCGAGACAUCAUGGCCUAGUCACACAUCGAAUCGAACAGACGACCUGCCUGAGAGGAAGGCGAGGCCGUCAACCGAGACGUCACUGGCGAUCAUCUCAGCGAAGCCAGACCCUUCGAGCGUACUGCCAGACGUGAGACGGUUUAGCAGUUACGACAGACUGUUGAACGCGACAGCGAACGUCUUGCUAUUCAUCGAGAAAAUGAGAACGAAAAGAAGCAAUGGAAGAUGGCCCAAGCGCUUGCCGACCACUUUUGGCGGCGCUGGACCAAAGAGUACUUUCCUCUACUGGCACCGAGGAAGUCGUCCCACGACGGAGGGCGGCAACUUCAACCAGGCGAUGUGGUCAUCGUCGCUGAACCCAAUGGUCCACGCAGCGUGUGGCCCCGAGGCGUCGUCGAGACUACCUACCCGGGACCCGAUGGACGGGUCCGCUCCGCUGACAUCAGAACGAGACACGGGACGCUACGCAGACGGCAGAAACUGA